ACAGUUGAAUUAGAAGUUUAGCAGCAUCUUAAUAAACAGUUCUUUCUCUAUCAGGCUCAUGUAUUCUCAGGCCACGAUAAAUGUGCAGCCUUUCUUACUACCAUAUGAAGUAUCCUGCUAAGGUGGCUUACAACGGUUUGCACUAUGACUUGCCUACUUGGUCCAUCAACAUCCUUCCUGAUUGCAGACAUGUAGCUUUCAACUUUGCCAUGGUUGGAGUUAUGACAUCAAAUGUCCAAAUGUUGCCAACCGGUACUAGAUUGAUGUGGUGGGAGACUUACAAGGAAGAUAUGAAUUCUCAUGUAGAUAGCUCGAGGAUGAUGACUCGUGGGCUCUUGGAGCAUAUUAAUGUCACUGGAGAUACUAGUCACUAUCUGUGGUACAUGACC
Molecule: messenger RNA, 389 nt
Organism: Linum tenue
Lineage: Eukaryota; Viridiplantae; Streptophyta; Magnoliopsida; Malpighiales; Linaceae
Source: the annotation of a GenBank genome assembly